AUGGAGAUUGUCAAUCAAAUGAAUUCAUAUGGUGAAAGAGUUGAACAAAAGAGAAUUGUUGAGAAAAUUCUACGUAGUUUACCAGAAAAAUAUAAUACAAUGGUGGGAAUAAUCGAAGAGACAAAGGAUAUCUCUAAAAUGAGUGUCCAAGAAUUGAUAGUCAUGGAGAAUCAUCAAGUAAUGAACAAACAAGAGGGGAAUCAUCAAGAGGUGGUAGACAAGGAAGAGGAAGAGGUAGAUGAAGAAAUUCAUCAAGGGGUAAUCGAAGAGACAAAAGAUAUCUCUAAAAUGAGUGUCCAAGAAUUGAUGGGUUCUUUGAAAGCGCAUGAACAAAGUCAUGGAGAAUCAUCAAGUAAUGAACAAACAAGAGGGGAAUCAUCAAGAGGUGGUAGACAAGGAAGAGGAAGAGACUUGGAGGAAAAUUUGCUAAGUGUUGAACAACUUGUGGAACAUGGAUAUGCAGUCCAUUUUGAAGCUAACAGCUGCACCAUUCAUGACAGAAAUGCAAAGCAAGUGGUGGAAAAAAUUCCAAUGGAAAAUAAUCGAAGCUUCCCACUCACAUUCAACUAUGCUAGAAAUGUUUCUUUGAAAGCUCAUACGAAUGAUGAAUCAUGGUUGUGGCAUAGAAGACUUGGGCAUUUGAAUUUUCAUAGUCUCAAAGUACUUCACCAAAAGAAUAUGGUCCAAGGACUUCCAAGUAUUGAGGAAAUACAUGAUGUUUGUGAGGGGUGUGCACUUGGGAAGCAUCAUCGGCAACCUUUUCCUAAAGGAGUUGCAUGGAGAGCCAAAGAAAUGUAG
Camellia sinensis is the source of this 798-nucleotide messenger RNA. Lineage: Eukaryota; Viridiplantae; Streptophyta; Magnoliopsida; Ericales; Theaceae. The record is from RefSeq and is a predicted model, not a curated record.